GCAUCAGUAGUAGUACCGGUAUAGGCACUACUCGCUACACGUCUCUAGACGCGACGCUGCGCGGAAGAGCGGCGAAGCCCCGCCCUGCAUACAAUCGCUUUUUUUGAUCAACGUUGGACAUCUCUCGCGCAAGCGCUCAGCCUGUCGAAUGCAAUAUACGCCAUGCGGCAAGGUAGCGUGGCCUUGGUCGUUCUUGCGUUCUCGCUAGUCUGGGCAGCUCAGCCUCGACAUGGACAAGGCGGAUUUACGCCUCUUUCCAAGCUUCCGGGUCCCGCGACAGCACCAAUGUCAGGACUCGAUGCUGCUCUUGUCAGAAGGCGACCUCUCGGCGAUGAGCUUGAACGAGUGUUCGGUGCAGCACGUCAAGUCACAGCCCACCUGCCCCAUUACAGGGCAGAAGCCAGUCAUAGCCCUCGUCCUGAGCAGCAAGGAGCGCCACAGAUCACCACACAUAGCGGUGACACACUUCAUAGCUUUAACGAUGACCUUCGAGUGCCGAGUCCAAGUCAAUAUCAUGGGAGCAGCGUCGAACACCACAGCUUCACCGACCUGCUCCAGAGUCCGCUAGGUGGAUACCACUGGCACGCCCACGACCUGGCUUUAGGCGCGCUGGAACAUGCAGAACACGACGGUCACCAUCAAAUAUUUGAUCAUGACGCUAUCACGCAUGUGAUUCACAGCCCUGGACGUAUCAGCCACUCACCAGUGUCCUCACCAGGCGCCGCCUCCGCACAACAGACAUCGGCACCGCCCUCAUCCGGUACUCCAGAUGUCGCGUCUCGGGGCGCAUCUAAUACCCAAAGUGCAGCGCGCAGCAAGGGCAGGAUCCCAGCGGGACAACGUGCUUACAAGUACGCCGAUCUCUGGAAGGAAGCAGACGGAGCGUCCUCCACUGACUCUGCGUAUGCACGCAAGCCGCCAAGCGAGCGUACUGUGAGGCGCCAUCGUGCCAUGGAAAGGAAGACAGGCGUUGCGUGGGCGGACAGACCUCGCUACCAGCGUUCACGCCCAGCGCCUUCGCCUGCGAGAAUGAGAUUCAACGAGCUGAUCGAGCAGGCUCGCGGUGACGGUUCAUUGCCGUUCGGAGAUGCCGUCAGGAAGCAUCUCUUCAAGGAGUACGGCAAAGCAGCACUAUCUGUGCGGCCAGAGUACUGGGCAAAAUCAACACCAAGCCAUAGGUCAGCAGAGGAGUUUCUGCGGACAGUAGAGGGAAGACCUACGCAACCUCGAGCGACGUUUGAGCGACAAGAAGAGAUGGUCAAGAAGCUCGAACAGGAGCAUGGACCAGCCAUUCGGCUCAUGGAUCCUACACUCUGGAAGCCGGGCGGUCCAACCAGUUCGGCUAUUUCCAGGGCCAAGAAGCGUUACAUGGAGCGUCAAGAAGCCGGAGAGACUGAUCCCGGUCAGCUUCGCCCGAAAAGGAUAUCGAGAAUGCGACACUCGACGCAAGCCUCGGGUCGAUGAGGGACAGUCCACUCCGUGAAGACUUUGACUGUGG
Messenger RNA from Ceraceosorus guamensis, 1498 nucleotides. RefSeq lists its product as hypothetical. The coding region runs from base 163 to 1464 and encodes 433 amino acids. NCBI's taxonomy places the organism in Eukaryota, Fungi, Basidiomycota, Exobasidiomycetes, Ceraceosorales, Ceraceosoraceae. The record is from RefSeq and is a predicted model, not a curated record. The transcript has 6 exons.